AUGUUCAUGUCAAAAGAUCAGAAAUUGUCAUCAUUGACUGUCACAGAGGUCGAUGCCACGAAACACGCAGAAAACGAUUCUGUGGGUUUUCCAGAGGAUCUCGGUCAUCAUGUCCAAUGGAUGCCUGACCUCAACCUAUUGACCAACAGAGAAACCACAGAUCUCUGUAUAAACGAGUACCCCUACUCGACAAACCCGGAUGAUUUCUUCGCCGACUUGGAGUUCAUGUUCAUGGCGCGUAUUACUGAAACGCUGAGAAUAUUGUCUGAGCAGCAACUCAAACCUUCGCAGCCACAUCUGCAGAAGUAUGUGGACUGGAUGAUUCAUCAGCAGCUCCUGCUGGACAAAGACCAGCUUCGAUUUGCUUCUGAGCCAUUGAAGAGCCGGCUGGUCGAUCUUGACUAUCUUCAAGACGUCGAAGAUCGAUUGAUGAACCUUAACAAAAGAGGUUACUUCUAUGUCACUGUUGCUCGGAAUCUAUUGAAGUUCCUAGCCGGUGAGAUGGAGUCGUCAACCAUCUUUGAAGGGAACAUGUUGAAAGAUUUCUACUCCGAAGAAGUUCAUGAAUCCCAUGCACUCAGACAGUGUGGUAAAUACCUUGACCUUCUUUCUCAUCUUAACCCAAGAAUGAAGAUUCUGGAAGCCAGUGCAGAAGUCGGAUUCAUGGCAGAGGUCAUGCUGCGCACGUUGGGAAAUACAGAAAACAGCAAUCCGAAGUACGCGCAGUGGGACUUUACUGAUAAACCAGGAACGUCGUUUGCUGGUGCCCAAGAUAGAUUUCAUCACGAGGCCGAGCGAAUGCAAUUCAGACAUCUGGACAUUGAGCAGGACCCUGAGAAACAGGGAUUCGAAUGUGCCACUUACGAUAUGGUCGUUUCUUCCAUGGUAGUUUAUGCCACGUCGGACAUUGAAGCUGUUUUGCGCAAUGCCAGAAAGCUUCUAAAGCCAGGGGGCAAGCUCAUACUAUACGAGAUGAUGGGUCCUAGUGUCCGGUCUACUUUUACGCUUGGCCUCUUUGAGAGAUUCUGGAUCAGUUCAGUCGCAGAUUCGAAACCGGGACCUUGCUUCGACGAGAGACAAUGGAAUGAACUCCUCGUUCGGGCCGGAUUCUCUGGUCUGGAUAUAAUUCUACCAGAUUUUGAUGCAUCCAUAGCCCAUGAAUGCAGCCUGCUGGUUUCAACAGCAGCAGAGGAAUCACCAGCGGCCUAUCCUGUCCAGGAAAUCGAAAUUGUCUACGACGUUGCCGAGUCGAGCCAACAGGAACUCGCAAAGUUCCUUGUCGAGUACUGUCAAUCAAACAAGCUGGCCCCUGUCCGCUCUUUCUCUAUUCAAGAAGCGACGAAUCACACGCCUGAAAGCCCAUUGCUACGGAUCUUCCUUCUCGAGCUUCGCGUUCCCAUUCUAUCGGACAUUCCACCGGAACUGCUCCAAAAACUGCAGGGCCUUCUUUCUUCUGCCUCAACUGUGCUUUGGAUCAACCAAAGAGGAGGCAUACUUCCUUCUCAGCCCCGACUCAGCCCUGUGAAUAGGCUAUCUCGCGUACUGAUGGAACAUUGCAAGCGUAGACUUCACCUACUUUCGCUUGAACUUCGAAGCCGAUUAGAUACAAAGCAGCGCGAUCAUAUUACAAGACUGAUUAGAUUUUUACUGUCACCAGCAGCUUCCAAUGCAAAUUUGGAGCAUAUUGAGCAGGAUGGGGUCCUGAACACUCCUCGUCUGAUCGCUUCAGCCCAUUGA
Penicillium coprophilum is the source of this 1737-nucleotide messenger RNA. RefSeq lists its product as uncharacterized. The transcript is spliced from 5 exons. NCBI's taxonomy places the organism in Eukaryota, Fungi, Ascomycota, Eurotiomycetes, Eurotiales, Aspergillaceae. The record is from RefSeq and is a predicted model, not a curated record. Bases 1 to 1737 code for a protein of 578 amino acids.